This is a messenger RNA of Penicillium coprophilum, 906 nucleotides long. Its product is annotated as protein kinase family protein. The record is from RefSeq and is a predicted model, not a curated record. The transcript has a single exon. NCBI's taxonomy places the organism in Eukaryota, Fungi, Ascomycota, Eurotiomycetes, Eurotiales, Aspergillaceae. Gene Ontology annotation, biological process: protein phosphorylation. Bases 1 to 906 code for a protein of 301 amino acids. Gene Ontology annotation, molecular function: ATP binding; protein kinase activity.
AUGAUAGGCAGUGGAAUGCGCCAGGUCCGCCGGCGCAAACACUCCGACCCCAACGAGCGCAUCCCACCCGGCGUGGAAAAAGUGAUCUCACGUGGCUCCUGCCACAUUGGGAAACUGAACGACGCAAUGGUCCUAAAAUACGCCUCCGACUUCAACGACCUAGGCUAUCUAACAAGCAUCAAAGUCGAAAACCGCAUCCUCCAGAUCCUAGGCGUGCAUCCCCGAAUUGUCGAAUCAAAGGGCCUCGCCGAGGACGGUAUCAUCCUGAAGUACUACCCCAACGGCACGCUCCGCAGCUACAUUAAGAACCACCCCCAUGAGACCCUCGAUCGCCGCCUCGAAUGGUGCAAGCAGCUCGUCGACACACUCUCGUAUGUACACUCCAAUCGCGUCAUCCACUGCGAUAUCUGUCUGCACAAUGUUCUCCUCGACGAGAACUUCGACAUCGUCCUCGCCGAUUUCCAGGGUCUGGUUGUUGACAGCACGACCGGUGAAACCCUGCUUGAUGGAUUGACACGGGAGUGCUCGAAGUCGUACAUGCCGAGGGAGAAUGUUUAUUUCGCGAGUGUCCGGACUGAUCUCUUUGCUGUCGGAUCGGCUAUCUAUCAUCUUAUUGCUGGACAUGAGGUUUUUCCUGAAUUGGAUAGCAUUGAUGAUGAAAAGGUUAUCAAUGCCCGGUUUAUGAAUGAGGAGUUUCCGAAGAAUGACUAUGUCGCUAGUCCUAUUGUGGAGAAGUGCUGGAGAGGGGAGUAUGCGUCUGCUGCUGAGGUUUCCUUUGAUAUUGCCCUCGUUCAAGCUACUCUGAAAGCUGUUGAGGAGGCUAUGAAGAAUGAGGAGAAAGAAGAUGAGGAUGAAUCUGGGAACGAAGAUGCGGAGUAUGAGGAGGAGCAGAUGGAAGCUUUGUGA